This is a messenger RNA of Oncorhynchus masou masou (cherry salmon), 687 nucleotides long. Its product is annotated as BTB/POZ domain-containing protein KCTD19-like. The transcript has 4 exons. NCBI's taxonomy places the organism in Eukaryota, Metazoa, Chordata, Actinopteri, Salmoniformes, Salmonidae. The coding region runs from base 1 to 687 and encodes 228 amino acids. The record is from RefSeq and is a predicted model, not a curated record.
AUGUGUAUCUCUGCGAAUGCGAAGCAGCAGCAUCUCCUAACAGGUGAUGAGAUCCAUGUGUCUGUGUUCUGUUCAGCUAAUUACCUUCAGACCGGAAACAUCUUACUGCCAGAGGACUUCAGUGAUCAUGACAGGCUGAACCAGGAGGCCAGAGCGGCUGGCAUGACGGACUUCCUGGAAGAGUUACAGAAACGACCCGAAUUGAUUGGUGAUGACAUCAUGCAGCCUCAAGAUGGCUGCCCUCAGAUGAAGCAACGACAGCAGCAGUUGACCCCUCAACCUCUGUACAUUAUGACCUUUGACCUGUUGGUGAGGUACCAGGACUCGGCUCUGGGACAGCUCUGUGUGGACAGUAACGUGCAGGGCAGCAGGCUGCACCUCUCUGGCAACGGGGUGGUCUUCCAACACGUGGAGAACUGGUUAGGGACGUGCCGUGUCCCGCUGACGGAGAGGCAGUGUGAGCUGCCGGGGUUGUGUGAGUACCUGGACAGGCAGGAUGAGGCCUACCACACCUUCAGAGAUGCACUGUGGGAGUUCCUACACAGGACCAGGACCACAGGCAGGUGUUUUACAGCAGGGCCCUGGUCCGCCUCAGUGGCAACGUUCAGCAUUUAUAAAGUUGUUAAAGUUUAUGUGGGAACACACUGGUACGCCACUUACUACAAAACCCUGUUAAAGGUACUGUGA